Molecule: messenger RNA, 1413 nt
Organism: Striga asiatica
Lineage: Eukaryota; Viridiplantae; Streptophyta; Magnoliopsida; Lamiales; Orobanchaceae
Source: the annotation of a GenBank genome assembly
AUGAACCACCGCAACCCUCCUCCAUCUCCUCCUCCGCCGCCGCCCCCGCCGUACAUCCGCCUCACCACCACCGCCCAAAUCAUCAAGCAGACGACGUCGCUCUUCUGCUCCCACCUCCUCACUUUCCUCUUCCUCUCUACUCUCCUCCUCACCUUCCGCUCCAAUGUCCACAGCGCCUCCCACUACCUCUCAUCCCUAAUCGACCGGGAUCCCUCCCUCAAAUUGCUCCUCUCCCGGAUCGACGACGCCGCCCGGAUCGGCGGAGGCAGCGGCCACCACCACCACCACCGCCACCGCCGCCGUGGCGGGUUCCUCCACGUCUCCCGCGUCGGGACCCUCGACGACGAUUUCUUCUCCGGGGGCUCGAAUUUCGACCGCUCCCUCUUCGGCCCUUCCUCGACAAAGUCCCUCCCAAAUUCCACUCUCCUGAUUCUGUCGGACUUCAGCCCUAGCUACGGCUUCUCCGGUUCUGUUAUCGAUAAUGGGAUUUCUUUCCCGGCUAUUGUCAAGCCUGGGGAUUUCAGUUUCAAGGCUGGAUUUGAAAAGAACGCUACUGUUUUGGAUCAAGAUGGGAUCAAAUCGGCGGAAAGCAGCAGUAGAUUGGACGAUCCCAAUGCAGUCUUGGAUUUGGAUUUCUUGAUGAAAGGUUUCGAAUUGGGACGCCGGGACGCUACUUCUUUGUUCUUCUUGGCAGGGAUUUUAUCCGCAGCUUAUGCGUAUGUUGUGUUUGCAUUCAUCGUGACUUACACUUGGGCAAACGGGGUCGUUUUUCUCAAAGUAGUGGACCACUUGCUCGGAAAUUACAGGUCCUUUUUCCGCACGUUUUGGGACGGGUCGAAUGUUGGGCUGAGGAGGCUUUCGGGUUUCGUUCUGAUGAAAUGGGCCGUGAGGGAUGCUCUUGCUCAGUUGAUGGGGAUAUAUUUCUUUGGCGAGAUUGAAGAUCAAUACAUGUUCUUUAAAGUUUUCUUGAGAAUGAAGUUCAUGCCUUUUGCCAACUUGGCGCCGUGGGUAAAGGGGCACGAAUUGGACAGUGCAGGGUUCAUUGUGAUGUGGUUCUUGAGUGAUUUGUUGGUGGGUUUAUUGUUUUCUGUCGAUUCGUGGGUUGCGAUUGUGGACUCGAGGAGAGGUGGCAGAGAGAUUGUGAAAGAAGGUUGCAGGAUAUUGACGGCAUUAUUCGGCCCGGCUUUUGAAAUACGUUGGUUUGAAGCAAUCAUUUGUGGGUCCGUGGGGAGAUGGAUGCUGAGGAGAGUAUUUGGGGAGGUUUUCACAUUGUGUUUACAGUCGUUAAUGGAGAUUUAUUUCAUGGUGGCUUGGCUGAUCUUUUAUUUUGCGGCGAGGCAGAAAGACGAUGCUGCCCUCGGGAGGACGUUUGGUCGAAGGGAAUUGGAAGGUCUUCUUGAUAUUGCUAGGUGA